UCUCAUCCGUUAUUGGUAGGUUGGCUUCAGCGAUGUGAUAGUGGCUGCAUGUGACAACUGCUUCUCCACCUCCCUGAGCAGAAACCAGGUUAGCGCAAAGUUUUCUUGUUUAGUUCUCUUGCUUGUCCAUCAAACUAUGUAUCCAACUCGAAUUUGGCAUAUGGAGAUAUGGAUUUACCGCUGCCGUAUUUCAGUUCAGCGGCAGUGGCAUCGACAGAUAAUGUCAUACGGGCUGUCCCAAAGCUCUUUUGCAGGACUUCCGUUCUUUAUACAAAUCCUUCGAUAAUUUUGACACAGCGCAGCCUUUCUGAACUAUACAAAUCCCCGUGGUGUGACAGAUCCAACAACUUGCAUUGUUCCAUCAUUGACUCGCCACGAAGUGGAUAUUGCAUGGUACACGUGGCAGCUAGUUAGCGACUGACCCCUCCCAGCACCAACCCUUGAUAGCGGCAAAUUGUGCAAUCUUAUUGGACACAGCCCACUGCUACCACCACGCAUGGGUACAGGCUUGCAACUCCUAUCUCCCUUGUCAUCUCCUUGCCCUGCUGCCAGUGCAAUUAGUGUGAGCUCCUAGCCCGCUCGUGGACCUUGACCAGUUCCCCUUCUCCCUUGCUCCCGUCUCAUGUUGUCCAUCGUGUGACAUUGCGCCAAUAUGAGGAUAGGAUGCCUCCAGUUUGCUCCUCAAGUGGGCGACAUAGACAACAACCUCAAUCGAGCUGACUCUUGUCUGAACAAAGCGAAUACAGACAAUCUUGAUAUUCUUGUCCUGCCUGAGCUGGCUUUUACAGGAUACAACUUCAAGUCAUUGCAACAUAUCUCGCACUUUCUCGAACCAUCAGGCUCCGGCAUCACAUCGUUGUGGGCUCGAACCACUGCCCUCAAAUACAACUGCAAUGUCGUAGUUGGCUACCCGGAAAAGGUAGAUGUCUCCAGCAAGUGGCCCACUGGCCCGGAGUUCUACAACUCUGCCAUCAUCGUCAAUGGAGAUGGUGAGACGAUCGCCAACUAUAGGAAGAAUUUUCUCUACCACACCGACGAGCCAUGGGCUCUUGAGGGGGGAAAAGGAUUCUACGAGGGCUGCAUUCCCGGACUAGGGAACACGUCUAUCGGCAUCUGCAUGGACUUGAACCCUUACAAGUUCCAAACCCCGUGGCAUGCUUUCGAAUUCGCUUUUCAUGUACUCGAAUACGAUUCUAACUUGGUCAUCCUGUCGAUGGCAUGGAUGACCCGGGAAGACGGUCGCAUGUUCAGUCGGAUGCCGAAUGAGCCAGACAUGGACACCUUGACCUACUGGGUCACUCGUUUGGAGCCUCUGAUUCGGGCGGAGAAGAAAGAGGAGAUCAUCAUCGUCUUCUGCAACCGCACCGGUAUAGAAGAUGACGCUGUCUAUGCUGGAACGAGUGCAGUCAUCGGGAUUCAAGAUGGCGAGGUCAAGGUAUACGGCCUUCUUGGACGAGGCGAGAGGGAGCUUUUGGUCUUCGACACCGAGAAUCCUCCUUAUGGAAAACUCGUGUAUCGUCCGGAGUCUGAGAAGUCGCCUAUCACGAGCUCUGAGCUGCUGCAGCUCGGCGGCUUCCCGUCACCAGUUGUUUCGUCAGGGCCUGUUGCUUCAUCCCGCAACAAUGACUCAAGACAAGGCGUUUCUUUGACUAUUCGACCCAGCCUCAGCCUGCUUCUCUUCCCAAAAGAUCAUCUUCUGUCUUGGGGUCUUCCCAAAAAUCGUCGAAGAGGUUGCCAGCGUUAGGCCAGACAAAGCUGUU
Molecule: messenger RNA, 1760 nt
Organism: Colletotrichum destructivum
Lineage: Eukaryota; Fungi; Ascomycota; Sordariomycetes; Glomerellales; Glomerellaceae
Product: Putative carbon-nitrogen hydrolase, protein amidase
Exons: 4
Coding region: 653-1744 (363 amino acids)
Biological process (GO): protein modification process; protein catabolic process
Molecular function (GO): protein-N-terminal asparagine amidohydrolase activity; protein-N-terminal glutamine amidohydrolase activity
Source: RefSeq, a predicted model, not a curated record